Xyrauchen texanus (razorback sucker) is the source of this 5618-nucleotide messenger RNA. Its product is annotated as probable phospholipid-transporting ATPase IM. Bases 214 to 3834 code for a protein of 1206 amino acids. Gene Ontology annotation, cellular component: plasma membrane. The record is from RefSeq and is a predicted model, not a curated record. Gene Ontology annotation, biological process: phospholipid translocation; Golgi organization. Lineage: Eukaryota; Metazoa; Chordata; Actinopteri; Cypriniformes; Catostomidae. Gene Ontology annotation, molecular function: ATP binding; ATPase-coupled intramembrane lipid carrier activity; ATP hydrolysis activity. The transcript has 28 exons.
CUGUUUCCCAUCAACACAAAGUGAGAGCAGAUGGAAGACUGUGAAGUGGGAGAAGGGAGGAGAAUAAGAAAAUGAGACAAAGAGGAGGAGACUGUAGAUGACUUCUGGUGAUCUCUGAUUGUAGUAAGGAUUUGGCUGGACCUACAUACACUGCAGUGUCACCGAAGGACCCUUAUGAGAAAUCAUGAUUAAUCUUUGAGAAAAAAGGAAGCCAUGUCGUUCUUUGGCUUAAACUGUACGCGGAGGAGAGAGAAAGAGGUGGAGAGGAAAAUCAGAGCAAACGACAGAGAAUAUAACUUAUCUUUCAAAUAUGCUACCAAUGCCAUCAAGACCUCCAAAUACAACCUCUUCAACUUUCUGCCCCUCAACUUGUUUGAGCAAUUCCAGAGGAUUGCCAAUGCCUACUUUCUCUUCCUGCUCAUUCUACAGGUUAUUCCUGCUAUUUCAUCUCUGUCGUGGUUCACCACUGUUGUCCCUCUGGUGCUGGUACUGUCAGUGACUGCAGCCAAAGAUGCCAUUGAUGAUAUUAAUCGCCACAGAAGUGACAGGCAAGUGAAUAACCGUAAGGUGGACAUGCUCAGCAAUGGAAAACUGAUAAGUGAGAAAUGGAUGAAUGUGCAAGUGGGUGAUAUCAUCAAGUUAGAGAACAACGAGUUUGUAACAGCAGAUCUGCUGCUGUUGUCCAGCAGUGAACCUCUCAACUUGGUCUAUAUUGAGACUGCAGAGUUGGAUGGAGAAAGCAACCUGAAGGUGAAACAGUCUCUAACUGUAACAGGAGACAUGGGAGAAAAUUUAGAGGCUUUGGCUGCAUUCAAUGGGGAGGUGUGUUGCGAGCCUCCUAAUAAUCGUCUGGAUCGAUUUACGGGCACGCUGACUUCCGGCAUGCAGAAACACUCAUUGGACAACGAACGAAUUCUACUGAGGGGCUGCACACUCAGAAACACAGACUGGUGCUUUGGCAUGGUGCUGUUUGCAGGCCCUGAGACCAAGUUGAUGCAAAAUUGUGGAAAAAGCAUUUUUAAGAGGACCAGCAUUGAUCGGCUCAUGAAUGUAUUGGUGCUCUUUAUUUUUGGUCUCCUUGCUCUGAUGUGCAUUAUUCUGUCUGUGGGGCAUGGGAUCUGGGAAUACCAAGAGGGAUCAGAGUUCACUGCCUUUCUUCCAAGGGAAAAGAGCACAGCAUUUUCAUCAUUCCUCACAUUCUGGUCCUACAUUAUAAUCCUCAACACUGUGGUGCCAAUCUCACUUUAUGUCAGUAUGGAGGUGAUUCGUUUAGGCAACAGUUACUAUAUCAACUGGGAUAGGAAUAUGUAUCAUGCGAGAACUAACACACCCGCUGAAGCUCGUACCACAACACUUAACGAAGAGCUUGGACAGAUCAAAUACAUCUUCUCAGAUAAGACUGGCACCCUAACACAGAACAUCAUGACCUUCAACAAGUGCUCCAUCAAUGGGAAAUCUUACGGAGAUGUUAUUGACUGCUGCAGUGGACAGAGACUGGAGAUCACAGAGGAUAUGACACCAGUGGAUUUCUCCUUUAACCGACUUGCGGACCCAAAGUUCCUCUUCUAUGAUCACAGUCUGGUAGAGGCUGUAAAGUUGGAGCUUCCAGAGGUUCAUGCUUUCUUUAGGUUACUCGCUCUCUGCCACACUGUCAUGGCUGAGGAGAAAAAGGAGGGUGACCUGGUGUACCAGGCCCAGUCUCCUGAUGAGGGCGCACUGGUCACAGCUGCACGUAAUUUUGGCUUUGUAUUUCGCUCUCGGAGCCCUGAGACAGUGACAAUAGAAGAGAUGGGGAUCCAGAGGAGCUAUGAGCUGCUGGCCAUCCUGGACUUUAACAACAUACGCAAAAGGAUGUCUGAAACUGUUCGUAAUCCAGAGGGCAAGCUCUCCCUGUACUGUAAAGGAGCAGACACCAUCGUAUAUGAGAGGCUGCAUCCCUCCUGUAGCAAACUGAAGGAAGUCACCACAGAUCACCUCAAUGAAUUUGCUGGGGAAGGGUUGAGGACUCUUGUUCUAGCCUUUAAGGAUCUGGAUGAGGAAUAUUUUGCAGAUUGGAAACAGCGCCACCAUGAGGCCAGUGUUGCACUGGAUGACCGUGAGGAGAAUCUAGACAAACUUUAUGAAGAGAUAGAGAAAGAUAUGCUGUUGAUUGGCGCAUCGGCCAUAGAGGAUAAACUUCAGGAUGGAGUUUCUCAUACCAUUGAGCAGCUGGCCAAAGCAGAAAUCAUGAUCUGGGUGCUCACUGGGGACAAGCAAGAGACAGCUGAGAACAUUGGAUACUCCUGUAACCUACUAAGGGAGGAAAUGAAUGAAGUGUUUAGAAUUGCAGCGAACUCACCCGAGGAAGUCAAACAGCAGCUGAGGGAUGCCCGAAUAAAGAUGUGCCCUGCUACCGAACAAGAUAAAUUCCUUAUUCCUGAGACAAUACUGGGUAAUACUCCUAAAGUGGUGCAGGAUGAAAACGUGAGCGGAGAAUACGGACUGGUGAUAAAUGGGCAAAGCCUGGCGUUUGGUCUUGAGAGCAGCAUGGAGCUGGAGUUUGUGAGGACAGCAUGCAUGUGUAAAGCAGUUAUAUGCUGUCGAGUGACUCCUCUGCAGAAAGCUCAGGUUGUGGAGCUGGUCAAGAAAUAUAAGAAAGCGGUCACUCUAGCCAUCGGAGAUGGAGCUAAUGAUGUGAGCAUGAUUAAAGCAGCUCAUAUAGGUGUCGGCAUCAGUGGUCAGGAGGGGAUGCAGGCAGUGCUGUCUAGUGAUUUCUCAUUUGCACAGUUCCGUUUCCUGCAACACCUCCUUCUGGUGCACGGACGCUGGUCGUACCUGCGCAUGUGCAAGUUCCUGCGUUACUUCUUCUAUAAGAACUUCACCUUUACCUUUGUGCACUUCUGGUACGCUUUUUUCUGCGGUUUUUCCGCUCAGACAGUAUAUGAUGAGGGCUUCAUCACUCUGUAUAACUUGGUAUACACAGCACUGCCGGUUUUGGGAAUGAGCCUGUUUGACCAGGAUGUGAAUGCCGGCUGGAGUCUUGAGUUCCCUCAGCUGUAUGUGCCGGGGCAGUUGAGGAUGUACUUCAGUAAAGGUGCUUUCAUGAUGUGUGUACUUCACAGCUGUUACAGCUCUCUAGUGCUCUUCUUCAUACCUUACGCUGCCACAUACGAUUCAUCGAGAGACAAUGGGAGAGAUGGUGCAGAUUAUCAGUCAUUUGCACUGAUAACUCAAACCUGCCUCACUGUCACUGUGUGUGUACAGCUGGGACUGGACCUCUCGUAUUGGACUGUUGUUAACCAUCUCUUUGUUUGGGGAAGUUUGGGAAUGUUUUUCAUUUUGACCUUCACCAUGUAUACCAAUGGAUUGUUCCGGUUACAUCCACCUUCUUUUGCAUUCAUAGGAACUGCCCGGAAUUGCCUCAACCAGUCUAAUGUGUGGCUGACUGUUGCCUUGACAGCUGUACUGUGUGUGCUGCCUGUGGUUGCUCACCGGUUCAUCCACAGUCAGAUCUCUCCUACCAUCAACGACAAGGUGAGGUAUAAAGUUUGUCAAAUGAAGGAGCCUGCUCCACGUCCACGGCGCACUAAGCUCAGCCGCAGGAGCACGCGUCGCUCUGGUUAUGCCUUCUCUCACGCCCAAGGCUAUGGUGACCUUGUGACAUCUCGCAGGUUCCUUUGGCGACCUGCACCUGCCCGCUCCACGGGCUUCACUCCAACUGGGCGAUCUCCUGGGUUCAAGCCAAUGGGUCGGUCUGCAGGGUACAGUCCGGUCGGGCGAGAACAGAACCCCAAACAGAACGUAGAACCCACAUCAUUGCAGAUGUUCCGUGCUGUUAAAGACCCUUCCUUUUGAGGGUGGAAUUCGGGGAGCUUUUGAAGCAGAGCUAGAAACAGAACUUUAAAAGUUGUAUACAGAGUUUGAACGCUUGGGGACAAUUUUACUGCAGCUGCCCCUGCAGAAAUGACAAGCUGAGACCUGCAUGAACUUCCAGGCUUGUUUUGUGCUGGUUUGGUGCUAGUUAAUCUAGUGGAACACAGCCGUUCUGUUUAACAGUAAAACUUAGCUGGUUGGAAGUCUUGCUGGUUAAGGUAGUUGAGACCAAAAACAUACUCUUGGUUAUCAGCUAUGCUGGUCCUUUCAUCAGGGGUGUUAUGUAAUUUUGAUAUGUAUUUAAAUGCACACUAAGAACAAUGGAUUCGAUUCCUACAUGUACAAAGUAUUGUUAGGGACACUUCUGUCUGUUGCCAAACUGGCAAAUCCGCUCCUGCAGUUUUCCUGCAUAAGAAAUUGUAACAUUGCCAGAAAUGUUCCUUGGUAUGGGUGAACAAAGACAUGAGAUUUGCGAUUUGAGCACAAGGUUCGGAUGCUCUGAAGUAAGAUGUCUUUUUUGGUUUAGAGUUCUGAAAGUUAGAGUAUGUUUACAUAUUACAUCAACCUAUUUUAUUUGUUUAUUUUUUCAUGGUGUGUCCCCUUUAAGGGCAAGCUGGAAACAUAUUUAAAAAGCUACUUGAAUAUAGAGACUUUAAUACCUAUUAAGUGCCUUGGAUAUGACAGAGAAAAUGUUAGCACUAAGAAAUCGUCUUUUUUAAUUACAGUUUGUAAGGUAUCAAACUUUUCCUAUCCAUUUUGAGAAUACAAAAACUUUUUGAAUACAGCUUUUCAGCAUACUAAUAUACAUCAUAUCCAUACUGUAAUUUUACUCUGCAAAUCAUUCUGUAAAAGCAAAUUUUGUAUACAUUUUGUCUUAAAUCUAUUUUGUAUAAAUAAAACACUUAUUUUCUGUUUAAAAGUUUAAGCAUGACCAAGUCUUAAGCACACAGCUGUUAAUUAUUUUGAUUGUAAUGUUUGCUUUGUGUGUGUAUAUAUAUAUAUAUAUAUAUAUAUAUGACAGAGAGAGAGAGAGAGAGAGAGAGAGAGACCAAGCGAGCGAGCUCUGAAAAAAUGAAAGAGACCACUCCAAAUUUUUCUUAAAUCAGCAUGCCAACAUGUAUGGCAGCCAUUCCAUUACCGUGUCUGUUGAAUUCCAACACAAACACACCUCAUUCAACUUAAUGAGGUACUGAUUAUGUGAUCAACUGAACCAAAUCUUAUUUAACGAGGAAAAGUAUAAAAACCACUGCUGUGGUCAUCACUAUCCUCUUGAAAUAGGACCAACUAAAUGACAAAAACAGUGCUAGUAGUACUUUAAAAGUAAUUAGAAUAUAAAAAAAAAUAAUUUCAAGGUUAUCGUGGAAGAAAACUUGCUUCCUUCUACUCCAACAAUGUUCCCCAACUCUGAGGAUUGGUUUUUCCAGCAGGACAAUGCUCCAUGCCACACAGUCAGGUCAAUCAAGAUGUGGAUGGAGGACCACCGGAUCAAGACCCUGUCAUGGCCAGCCCAAUCUCCAGACCUGAACCCCAUUGAAAACCUCUGGAAUGUGAUUCAAGAGGAAGAUAUAUGGUCACAAGCCAUCAAACAAAGCCGAGCUGCAUGAAUUUUUGUGCCAGGAGUGGCAUUAAGUCAAAAUGUGAAAGACUGGUGGAGAUUUCUUAACUCUUCCUAAAUUAAAACAUUAGUAUUGUGUUGUUUAAAUAUGAAUAUGAACUUGUUCAUUGCAUUACACGAGGUCUGAAAACAUGGCAUCUUUUUGUUAUUU